AUGUAUUCCGUGCUGAUAGGUCUCGCAUGUUUGGCCGGUGCAUCGAGCGUCUAUUUGUGCCAGGUCAUUCGCAAAAGACUCAGACGAUGCGAGCCAAAGGACAUCCACCAGUUGCCGCUACCUCCUGGCCCUAAACAAAAGCCAAUCAUAGGGAACCUCUUUGACAUUCCAUUAGUUGACACGGCAAAAACGUUCGCAGAAUGGAAAGGCUCGUAUGGCGAUAUCAUCUACCUCGAGGCAUUGCACCAACGGAUCAUGGUAUUGAACUCCUUCGAACAUGCUGACGAACUUCUAUCCAAGAAAUCAUAUUCUGAUCGUCCGGUUCCCAUAAUGCUAGGAGAACUCAUGGGCCUUGGUCAGAGCUUUCCUUUACUUCGUUACUGCACUGCGUGGAAAGACCAGAGGAAGCUCGCUCAUUUGGCUCUGAAUGCUGGCGCAGUCCAAGGAUAUAACAACUUGCAAGCGGAGGCCGUCGUGUUGUUUUUGGACAGCCUUGUCGAUAGCCCAAGUGACUUCAUAUCUCAGCUUCGGCUUGCUACAGGCCGCAUCGUAUUGUCUAUGACAUAUGGCGUCCCGGUGAAAAGCCCGGAGUCGAUGAGUUUUAUUGCUGAACUGGAGAUUAUGAUGGCCACCAUAGGCAAAGGAAUGAUGCCAGGAACAUACCUCGUCGACACUUUACCAUGGCGUCAAUAUAUCCCUUCUUGGGUUCCCUUCAACAGCAUCCACACCGUUGCUAAAGAAGGCCGCACACGCCUUCUCCGCGUCGUCGGACUCCCUUUUGAAUAUGUCAAGCAACAGGUGUCGUCGGCUUCACAAAAUAUAUCUUUCACUGCUACUUGCCUUCAGGUAGAAGGCGGUACCGAUAUGGAACAUCAUAUACGGUGGGCUGCUGGUUCGAUGUAUGGGGCUGGUAGCGAAACGACCAUGGGCACCAUUUUGACAUUCAUUCUUGCCAUGGCCUUGUACCCUGAUAUCCAGACGAAGAUAAGGAUGGAGCUUGACCGCGUUGUUGGUCAUGGGCAACUCCCGACUUUGGAUGAUCGCUCCCGUUUACCUUACGUGAAUGCUGCAAUUAAGGAAACACUACGGUGGGAUCCGGUGGUUCCUCUAUGUCUUCCUCAUUACACAAGCAAGAAAGACGUAUACCAAGGGUUCCACGUGCCUGAGGAUACAAUUGUCUUUCCGAACAUUUGGGCAAUAUCUAGGGAUGACAUUAGCGGAAUCUCUCCCGACGAAUUUGCACCAGAACGUUUUCUUGACGACUGUGUCGAAAGGACAGCAUUGGACCCAUAUUCAUACGUGUUUGGCUUUGGUAGGAGGAUAUGUCCCGGCAGAUUUUUCGCGGAUAAUAGUAUAUUUUUAUUUGUAACUGGUCUCGUGUCUACCUUCGUCAUAUCUCCAGCUGUUGGAUCAGAUGGAAGGCACACUCUUUUGAAGACGCCAUUUACACAGGGUUUGAUGAGAUUUCCCAAAUCGUUUCAAGCUUGUAUACUUCCCCGAUCUGAACAGAUUGCAUCAGAACUCCAAGCCAGAGCUAGCGAAGUGUCCCAGAAUGGCAAUGAGGGCCGCAGCAGCUUGUAG
This is a messenger RNA of Suillus clintonianus, 1581 nucleotides long. RefSeq names its product cytochrome P450. The record is from RefSeq and is a predicted model, not a curated record. Gene Ontology annotation, molecular function: iron ion binding; oxidoreductase activity, acting on paired donors, with incorporation or reduction of molecular oxygen; monooxygenase activity. Bases 1 to 1581 code for a protein of 526 amino acids. The transcript is spliced from 12 exons. Lineage: Eukaryota; Fungi; Basidiomycota; Agaricomycetes; Boletales; Suillaceae.